This is a messenger RNA of Penicillium olsonii, 2898 nucleotides long. The record is from the annotation of a GenBank genome assembly. Lineage: Eukaryota; Fungi; Ascomycota; Eurotiomycetes; Eurotiales; Aspergillaceae.
AUGACGGGUCCGAUCCACACCUACGGCCCAAGCUGCGUGCUCGAAGAGCCGGUGCGGACCGACACCCAGUCGGCACCAGAUAUUCAGACGCAGUUUUUUUACAUCUCAGCGCUGCCGAUCGAUGACCCCCUGGCUCCUCUGCCACCGCCUGCAAACCAGGCGGGCGUUGAAAGACUGCCUCCCAAGCCAUUCUCAGCCAGGGAUAACAUCGCCUUGGAAGAGGCUUGGCGCGAUCUACGGGAACGAAAAAAGAAGGAUGCAGAGAGUCAGAAACAGAAGUCGCAUGCAGAGAGUCGACCGUUUGGGAUCGCAGUGCCUGGCCAUGAUUCAGAAUCAAAUGUCCGACCGCGUCGCAAGACGGCCAGUCGACAUGACCCGUCCCUGGUGGAAAGCAGAGGGAGCACGCUCAGCAACCCGUCUUCGCUCUUGGAUGAGCUACACUCGCGCAGCCACAAAAGUCACGCCGCUCUGAAUUCUAAUCCCACGGCUACGCGAGCAAAGGAAAUCAGCCAUGAUGACCAUGAAGACUGUUCAUCAGACGACGGGGCAAAGCAUGACACUCCAACGGAUCUAGGCACUGCCCGGAAAAGAGCACGUUCUUCAUCAGUCAAUGAGUCCAGCGCAGCGAAGCGAAGAAGCAGCUCCCUUCUUGAAAUCGAGAAUAUCGACGAAGGUGAAGAAUCCGGGAGUCCACGAGACAAUCGUCCCCAUGAUGCAAGCAUGAGCGGAUCUCCGUUCAUACGAGCACCGAUCCCCCAGUCUCAAACACCCCUCGGACGCUCAUUCGAGUCGACUUCCACCAAGGAAGGCGGGUCAGACUGGCAGGCGGAGGUGCGGGCUAGUGCCCCAAAAAGUGCUCCGAAGCCCUCGGGCCUGAGAACCACGUUCAGCGUGGAUCAACUGACGCUGGACUCCCAGGAUGACAGGACAGAGGGGCCAGAUACACAGUCGAAAAUCCCAGUUGGUGUAUCUCGGCUUCAUCUGGUCGAGUUGCCAAAUCUAAAGGCAAGUGGAAUGUCGUUCUUGCUCACUCAUAUCUCGAACGUAGUCCGAGCCACUUGGUUUUACAAGAAUACGAUGUUCCCGGUCGAGACGGAAAUUGCGAACAGGCUGGAAGAGGGAUAUCUUGAGCUGAAGCCGUGGACCGAUACCUGGCAAGACGAGUUAAACAGUUGCGUCGAUAACGGCGCUGAUGCCGAAAUGAAGAUUGUUCACCCGCUGUGGGCAAAGAAACCUACUUUGGCCGGUCAGCCUGCAACUUCGCAAGGUGAUCCGAGUGGAGAUACACCCUUAGACGACUCGGCGGAAUCUACGAGAUAUGAUCAGAAUCAGGCAGCCGGUGGAAUCUCCGCCCAAGCCGAGAGCAUCAAGUCAUACCUCACAUCCAGCGCCAUUUACGUCAAUGCAGUUGAUGCCCAGGUACUGCGACCAAGCCUACUGCCCUCGGCCUCGAGGGGACGCCGUCCUCUUGGUGCUAUACGGAAGGGCCGACAGAUAGGUAUUCCUGUGGUUCGAGGCUUCAACCGCAAGCUUUGGGAGGAGCUCCAUCCCUCAAAACCCAAUCCUAUCGAUGUGCGCCACUAUAUCCGCAAGACGCAAUCAAGGGACCCUGCUGUACCGGGUGAGCAGGUGUGCUAUGCCUGCAAGAUGGAGGAGUCGAGACCACCCCCAACAGACCUGGUGCUGGUCAUCCAUGGUAUCGGGCAAAAGCUUUCCGAGAGGAUGGAAAGCUUCCAUUUCACCCAUGCUAUCAAUGCAUUUAGACGCGAGGUUAACAUGGAGCUCAACAACGAGCCUGUAUGGCCCCACGUACGCCAGGAUCACGGAGGAAUCAUGGUUCUUCCAGUCAAUUGGCGCACUAAGCUAUCGCUAGACGAUCCCGAUGUCGAAGCAGGCCUUGACGAUCCGGCCAGAAAUGACUUCUCACUUGACGAUAUCACACCGCAAACUCUCCCUGCCAUCCGGUCCCUGAUCAGUGAUGUCAUGUUGGAUAUUCCCUACUACCUCUCACACCACAAGCCAAAGAUGGUCAAGGCGGUCAUACGAGAAGCAAACCGUGUGUACCGUCUUUGGUGUAAGAAUAAUCCAGGAUUCCAAGAGAACGGCCGGGUACACUUGAUCGCUCAUUCCCUCGGCAGCGUGAUGGCCGUCGACAUUCUCAGCCAGCAACCAACACACGUCCCCCGUUUUGACUUUUCCAACACCCCUUUGCAUAGCGACAUCUUCGAGUUCGAUACUAGACAUCUGUUCCUCUGCGGGAGUCCAGCUGGAUUCUUCCUUCUUCUCAACAAAGCUAGCCUGCUCCCCCGAAAGGGCCGAAGCAAACCAGGCAGCGAAGGCGAUGACCUCCUUCGAGGUGUAGCCGGAGAAGCCGGGCAAUACGGCUGCCUUGCCGUGGACAAUCUGUACAAUAUCAUGCAUACAACCGACCCAAUUGCCUACCGAGUCAACGCAGCAGUCGACUCGGAACUCUCCAAUACCCUCAAAAUGGGCACAAUCCCGAGCUCAACCUCAACCUUCUGGCAGUCAUUUGGCAGCGUUUUCCGAUGGAGCUCUACACCAUCAACAUUUACUUCAACCCCUACCCGGCCAGCAGCAGUUUCCAAACUCCCAUCUAAUGUCGAGCUAGAAACGCAUGAUUUUACCCGUGAGGAAAUCGCCGAGAAACGCAUGCUCUUGCUCAAUGAUAAUGGUCAGAUCGACUACUAUCUUUCUGGCGGCGGUGGUCCGCUCAACAUCCAGUAUCUCAACAUGCUGAGUGCUCACAGCAGUUACUGGACGCUGGGUGACUUUGUGCGCUUCCUUGUUGUGGAGAUUGCGAGGAAGCAGGGCAGGGAAGGGACCUUGAUUGCCUUCAGAGCGGAGAAGAAGAAGGGUUGGAAGUACUCGAAGGGGUGA